Spodoptera frugiperda (fall armyworm) is the source of this 1455-nucleotide messenger RNA. Its product is annotated as heat shock protein 67B1. Gene Ontology annotation, molecular function: protein folding chaperone. Lineage: Eukaryota; Metazoa; Arthropoda; Insecta; Lepidoptera; Noctuidae. The transcript has a single exon. Bases 83 to 1081 code for a protein of 332 amino acids. The record is from RefSeq and is a predicted model, not a curated record. Gene Ontology annotation, biological process: response to heat; protein refolding.
AAAAGCGUUUGGCAGUGCUAUCUAACUCAGUCGUUCCGAUUGUUUACUUGUAUUCUCACGUCGCGCAUCGCAUCCGCUCAGCAUGGAGUAUCCGAGACUGUGUCCAGCUCGCUGGUCAGACGACCACUUCGGCAUGUGUAUGCCAUCACGAGAAUUUAUGUGCCCAUUCUAUGACACCCAUUCAAGCUACUUCCGUCCUUGGAGGCUAAUGGGCAAACAAAGCAUCGCCAAAGAAAUCGGAUCAACAAUAGAAAAUGACAAAGGGAACUACAAGAUCACCAUGGAUGUUCAACAUUAUAAGCCGGAGGAAAUUAGUGUGAGAGUGACGGACAAUGAGAUUAUAGUUGAAGGAAAACAUGAAGACCGGCCGGACGCACAUGGAUACAUCUCGAGACAAUUCAGGCGACGGUACGCGUUGCCAAAUCACUGCCCCGGGGAGAACGUCACUUCAUCCAUGUCCUCAGAUGGCAUCCUCAUCAUAGUCGCCGAAAAGAAAUCCGCUAGCGAGAAACAAGAAAAAAUUGUACCAAUUAAAAUGUGUGGCUUUACACCGAAAAGGACUCAGAUCGAAACCAAAAUGACUUCAGAAAUUACACAAAAUUCGGUUAAGGAAAAUAUUAAGGAUACAGAAGACAUGAAUCGUAACAAGACUGCUCAAAUAAUGCUUAAAGAAGAACAUAGUCGAUUGUUAAAGCCAGAACUACUCAAAGAGACAAUUCAGGAGACUAAUGGAGAUAAGUUUUCGUCGAAACAGGUUGUUGAACUUAAGGGACUGUCUGAGAAAAAGGAUGAGAAGAAUAUUGGUGCCACUGCAAGCAAGAUUGAAGAAUCAUUUGCUAAAUCAACUUUAGGAAUGUCUGGAUUGACAGAAAAAAUUGGCGAAAAGAGUUUAGCCUCUACAUCAGACCUGUGUGGAAUGAAAACUAUGUCUAAUAUGUCUAAAACGAUUAUUGAAGAGAGUUCUUCGUCAUUUAAGUCCUCCUCUUCCAUGCACUCCACCAUGAAGGCCAGUGGGAAGAUGGGGGAAUUUGUAACAGAUAUCAUUAGUGCAGAGUUAAAGGAAGCCGCAGAAAAUGUAUAAAAGUUAUUUGUAUUUUACUAUUAAUGUUUAUUACUUGACUAUAAAAGAUUUUACGUUUAUUACAAAUUCAAACCUUAAUUUAAUAUUAAGUACAAGUAAUUGAUUUGUAUAUUUAAUAACAAGAGCAUUUUUAUUUCAAAUGUAGAUAAAAUCAUUACCUUUUUAAAUAAAUCUCACUUUGGUGAAGCAUAUUAAUAUCAAUUCAAUAAAUUAGCAUUAUACAAUGAGAUCAUGGAAAUCUAAUAUCAAAAGUAUGUGAACCUACUUUGAAGUAAUUUCAAGAUAAAUAUUGUAGUCUUGACGUAACUGAGGCCAAGGUUAUUGCAUGUCAACAAUUGAUUAUGUUAUUACAACAGCAUUGACAACUGAAUAAA